This is a messenger RNA of Calidris pugnax (ruff), 1235 nucleotides long. Its product is annotated as CMRF35-like molecule 3. Lineage: Eukaryota; Metazoa; Chordata; Aves; Charadriiformes; Scolopacidae. Bases 1 to 972 code for a protein of 323 amino acids. Gene Ontology annotation, molecular function: transmembrane signaling receptor activity. Gene Ontology annotation, cellular component: plasma membrane. The transcript has 5 exons. The record is from RefSeq and is a predicted model, not a curated record.
AUGGGGAUAUCACCAGGCUGGGUCUGGCUCCUUCUCCCAGUUUGCCAGGCUCUGGUUGUCCCCGCGGAGGUCAGUGGCCGGGUGGGAGAGACGCUCUCCAUCCGCUGCUGGUACCCCCGGGGCUACGAGAGCUACAACAAGUACUGGUGCCGGGGGGGCAGCCGGGACUCCUGCCACAAGGUGGUGGAGACCAAGGGCAGGGAAGUGCCCUGGCAGCACGGCCGGUUCUCCGUCAGUGACAACCAUGUCUUCUGCGUGGUCCUGCUCACCGUGAAAAACAUCCUCGAGGUGGAUGCUGGGAGCUACUGGUGUGGGAUUGAGAGGACAGGCAGGGACCUGAUGGAGGUGGUGACAGUGAGGGUGGCCCCAGUUUCCACCAGGACCUUCUUUUAUGCAGCUGCACUGACUACCCCAGCAGCUCCCCAGACCGCCACCACCCUCUGGAUCUCCACCACUUUGAUGGAGCAUCCCCCUGACAACAACACCACCACCACGGGCUCCAGCCCCGUGGGACCAGCUCUGAGCACCCUGGUGCCCGUCGUGGUCCUGCUCUCCCUCCUGGCUGUUGCUGGCUCCGCCGGGCUCCUCUACACCCUGCACAGGAGGAGGGAAGGUGGUGGUACCCACCCGUGCACAUCCCUGUGCCUGUCCCGGGACCUGGAGGACAAACUCACCAUGAGCACAGAGCAGCAGGAAGCUUUCCCCUCCCAGCAACGCAGAAACUCUUCCCCCGUGUCUCUUCCUUCUGGCAUGAUGACCCCUCGCACCGGUGCCCCCGUAGCCCCCCACAAGCCGGAGUAUGGCCCCAUCUAUGACAACAUGCUUGACCUGGCAGAGGGUGACUGCAGUGACAUGGAGCAGGACCCCGAGCUGGAGGACCCUGGUGUCUACGCAAACACCCUGUGCCUGGAGGAGGGGAUGGGGAUGCCUGGCAGACAUUUCCCAGGAGAAGAGGUUUCCUACAUGUCCUAGCAGAGCACCCCUGAUGGACAGAAGGUCCCUGUGGGGCCACCGCCGGGGAUGUCCUUGCUGCAGCAGAGGAGGUGAAGGAGCCUUGCAGGAGGUGGCUGCUGCUGUCCCGUCACCGUCUGGGCGGUGUGACAGCCUCUGCCCAUGAUGCUGGAGCCCAAGGCCAUGCUGGCACCACCCCCUGGCCUGCAGGACCCUGAGACACCCCUGCGUUGCUUUGGCAGAUUGACCCGUGCCUCUCGGCUGGCAAGAAACCCCAUCCUGGU